CGGGGCUCCGCACGGCUGCGAGCGGCAACAGCGACGAGGGGACGCGGCACGCCCGCGUGGGGGCGCCGACCCUCGGGGACCCCGAGGGCGGCCGGAGCCCGGCGCUCUCCUCCAGGAAGCCGCGGGUCGGCGCUGGCCCCCCAAGGGCGCCCGGAUCUCAGGCGACUGCCUGAACAGAAACUGCCCUGCCAUUGAUUCGGCCCCGUUGGGCGAGCGGCGGGGUGCGUGUGUCCCGAGCGCGUGCGGAAGUCAGGAGGGCAGGAAGUCGGUCUUCUGCAGCGAGGGUGGCGGCGCCGCGCUGGGGACAGAGCCUUCCUUAUUUAUGUGUCUGCCGGCAUUAGCCUCCUUCACCCGAAGACUUCAGCGAGCGUCUCCGAGCCGCGUUCCCAGCGUGUGAAGCACGUAUGUCUGAACACCAUGAUUCUCCAUUAACAUCCAAACUUUUCUUUUUUUAACCCAAAGAAUAUCGGUGAUUUUUGUCCACUGCUAGCAGAAGACAGAACCCAGGGCCUUUGAAAUGCAGCAAAAUCCUUAUUUAUAAACAGGCCCCCGCGUAGUGACAUGCAAAGGCCCCCUACAAAGUGAAUUUUCUAUCCUAUGGAUAUCGGUCUUGAGAUUUGAGAUCGGAGAGCAGCACUGUCUGCCCUGGGUCCCGCAGCCUCCAUCCUUUCAAUGCCCGAUUUUCUCUGGGACUGCUGGCCUUCCCUGGAGAUCAUAGCGGUACUGUGUGCCAUGGGCUGUAUCCAGAGCAUCGGGGGCAAAGCCAGAGUCUUCCGGGAAGGUAUCACGGUGAUUGAUGUGAAAGCCUCUAUCGACCCCAUCCCCACCAGCAUCGAUGAGUCCUCCAGCGUGGUGCUCCGCUACAGGACACCCCACUUCCGUGCCUCGGCCCAGGUGGUCAUGCCGCCCAUCCCGAAGAAGGAGACCUGGAUAGUGGGCUGGAUCCAGGCGUGCAGCCACAUGGAGUUCUACAACCAGUACGGGGAGCAGGGCAUGUCCAGCUGGGAGCUCCCGGACCUCCAGGAGGGCAAGAUCGAGGCCAUCAGUGACUCGGACGGCGUGAACUACCCCUGGUACGGCAACACCACAGAGACGUGCACCAUCGUGGGUCCCACCAAGAGAGACUCCAAGUUCAUCAUCAGUAUGAACGACAACUUCUACCCCAGCGUCACAUGGGCCGUGCCCGUCAGCGAGAGCAAUGUGGCCAAGCUGACCAACAUCUACCGGGACCAGAGCUUCACCACGUGGCUGGUGGCCACCAACACCUCGACCAACGACAUGAUCAUUCUGCAGACGCUGCACUGGCGCAUGCAGCUCAGCAUCGAGGUGAACCCCAACCGGCCACUGGGCCAGCGCGCCCGGCUGCGGGAGCCCAUCGCCCAGGACCAGCCCAAAAUCCUGAGCAAGAACGAGCCCAUCCCGCCCAGCGCCCUGGUCAAGCCCAACGCCAACGACGCGCAGGUCCUCAUGUGGCGGCCCACGCACGGGCCGCCGCUCGUGGUCAUCCCACCCAAGCGCCGCUAGCGGCCGGGGCGCCCGCGAGGUCGGACUCGAGGAUGGACUCCGCUCCCACGAACCCCACGCGGACGCUAGCCGUUCGCAAAAUACAACCUUUCUACCUUCUCCGCGGGGCCCUCACUGUGCGAUGCCCCCGCAGGGCCGCCCCCCCGGGCCCUCUCGGAACCUGCUGCCCCCGGGGCGGAGGGUGGGGGAGACCCAGCGAGACAGACCAGCCCCUGUGCGCCCUCCAUUGUCACCGUGGGUCCCCUUUCCUCACAGUUUCAGUCACUCGCAGCAGACCCCCUGACACACUGCUUUUCCAGUCCGUCUGUCUGUCUUUCUUUUUUUUUUUUAUUUAAACACCUCUUUACGAGGUUCAGGGGCGGGAGGAGGAGCUGAUAUGGGACUGACCCGCGUCCUUGCCGACUCGCGAGAGCCGGGCCACCCGUGGCAGCUCCCCCUUGUCCUCCGUCACGCGGCCUUAUGUAGACUUGCUUUGCCAAACUUUUGCCUUAAGCUAAAUUUAAAGGAAAAAAAAAAAAAACCAACCCGAAACAGACAAAGAAAGCAGGAUCUCUUUUCUACUGGACUUUUCACCUCCC
This is a messenger RNA of Pteropus alecto (black flying fox), 2102 nucleotides long. It is a transcript of the gene FAM78A, whose product is annotated as family with sequence similarity 78 member A. Lineage: Eukaryota; Metazoa; Chordata; Mammalia; Chiroptera; Pteropodidae. The coding region runs from base 673 to 1524 and encodes 283 amino acids. The record is from RefSeq and is a predicted model, not a curated record. The transcript is spliced from 2 exons.